Messenger RNA from Clonostachys rhizophaga, 819 nucleotides. NCBI's taxonomy places the organism in Eukaryota, Fungi, Ascomycota, Sordariomycetes, Hypocreales, Bionectriaceae. The record is from the annotation of a GenBank genome assembly.
GGCAAACUCAACGGCCCGCUUGGCUUUCACGCACUUUUCUCGGGACAAGCCACAGGAACUGCCUUGGGCCGGACCUCCCCCAACUGGGAUGAAAUACUGCCAGUUCCAAACCAGCCGGCGCCGCCGAAUACUGUCCCCCUCCUUGAUCUCGACCUACACCUCUAUCACUUAGGGGUCGAUGCCCCAGUAGACUACGAUGUGUACAAGUCAUUUGCAGAAGCACUGAGCUUAACAAGCAUCAGGACGCCCGGCGAGAUUGCUACGGGGGCAGAAGUAGCCCAAGCCCACGUCGGCGCGUCAAGCCAAGCUGUGACCAGCAUGUCACGUCCGAGUGCAGACUAUGUUGCAGCUCCUACUCCCAGCCAGAGGGGCUUGAGCACUAAGCCCUUUUCUGUGCAUAUCCUGCCUGCUGCGCUUAGGGCUUCAGCAUCAGACAUUGGAAGCCAUCUAAGCGCAGAUCAAAGCCAGACUUCGGACUUUCAAAUACCUGGAGAAUUGGCUGCUUUUGUGCAGACGUCUCUCCAGCACCUGCAAUGCUCAGGCAUAGUACCGGGAAUCGCGAGAGAAAGAGCACCAAUGGUCUGCCAUGACCAUUUAGACCAUGUCCAGUUUAUGCCUGAUCCGAUCCAAGUUCUCCUAUGUGUAAACCCUCCACAAGAGGUCUCGGAAGUCAAGAUCUACUACUCUGGCCAGUGUGAGCGGUUGACCUGGAUACAUGGAGAUGUGAUAAUACUUCACGCACCUUGCAAGGUUGAGGCAUCACUUGUUAGGUGUAUUUCAGUGAUGGUGGACAGCCGCGGCGAAUUAGUCGCCCAAUGA